CUCUCUCUGGCUCUGAGGCAUGUACAGACACACGUGCUUGCGCGAGCACACCUACGUGGAGACCCCGAGGGCUGGUGCCGGGCAGGGCUGAGUGGGUCUGGGCACAGCCAGGCCUCCUCCACCUUGGUGUGAUGCCUCCGAGCGUGUGCCUUGGCGUGUGGGGUGUCAGUUUUUGUGUUUCUUCCAGCUCUUGAGGACGCUGCCUGCCCUUUCUGCUGUGAGAAGAUGUCGUAUGGGUCCAUCACCAGCGGAGGUGGCCUGGGGACCCGUGGCCCUUUUAGGGGAUCCUCAAGGCAAGGCUGUCAGCCUCCAGGACUAGGCGCUACCUCCAAGGGCCGCCGGACCCUGGAGCCCGCCUCACCCCCUGCCUCUGGUCCGAGGAAGGACCCUGCUGUGGGGCCCCCUGGCCGGAGGGCGGGACCCAGUGCCAGCCGGGCCAAGAAGAGGAAGCCCAACUUCUGCCUGCAGGAGACGGAGGUGCUGGUGUCCAAGGUCAGCAAGCACCACCAGCUGCUGUUUGGCACGGGGCUGAUGAAGGCCGAGGCCACCCGUAGGUACCGUGUGUGGAGCCGCAUCCUGCAGGCCGUGAAUGCCCUGGGCUACUGCCGCCGUGACGUCGUUGACUUGAAGCACAAGUGGCGGGACCUGCGUGCUGUUGUGCGGCGCAAGCUGGGCGACCUCCAGAAGGCCACGCCUGAUCCUGGCCUGGGCUCCGGCAAGCCACAGGCCUUGGCCCUCACACCUGUGGAGCAGGCAGUGGCCAAGACCUUCUCCUGCCCAGCCCUGCCUGCCGAGGGCAUUGGCCUCGAGCUGCCCAAAGCCACACAGGUUGUUCCUUGUGACCUCCGGGAGCUGUGCCAGGAGACCUCAGCCAGUGUCUUCCAAAUCCACUCCAAUGUGACCUCCUUGGAGAAGAGCCUCCGGUCAUUGGGGACACCGAGUGACACACAGGAGCUUCGGGAUAGCCUGCACACGAUGCAGCAGGAGACCAACAGAGCCGUGUCGGCCAGUGCGGGUGCCUUGAAGCAGACGUCAGAGCUCCUGCGGGGCUCCUGUCUGGAGCGCCUUCAGCUGGACCGGCUGAAGAUCCAGCUAGCAGAUGCCAUUCAGCGGUACGGAGUGGUCCAAAAGAAAAUUGCAGAAAAGUCCAGAGCACUGCUUCCCACAGCUCAGAGGGGCAUCAAACAGCAGAGUCCCCAGUCCCCCUUUGUGGAGCUGGCUGAUGAUGAGAAGAUCUUUAACGGCGGUGAGCACACGUGGCAGGGCCAGGAGCAGGCUCUGCUUCCCGACGUCACCGAGGAGGACUUGGAGGCCAUCCGGCUGCGAGAGGAAGCCAUCCUGCAGGUGGAGAUUGUGCAGCAUCUCUGCCAGGUUCUGUCUGUCCAGACCAGGAGAUGGACCAUCACCCCCAGUUGUCAAGCCAUGCCGGUGUCACUUUGCAGGACGAGUGAGUGGGUGAGCAAUUUGCUGGACGUGAACCAGAUCAUCAAGGACUUGGCGUCCAUGGCGUCGGAGCAAGGAGAUGCCACUGGGUCCAGCAGCAGGAAGGCCACCAGCCGGCAGACCUCCAGCCCCGAGCCAGCAGAGGCAGCCCUGCUACCAGGGGUGGGGCUGGGCACCACACCUCUGCGGCCCAGCAGCCACUCCCGCACCAAGACACGCAAACCCAACUUCAGUCCCCAGGAGACAGAGGUGCUGGUGCGGAGGGUGGCACGCCACUACCCACUGCUGUUCGGGGCACUGCGGAGCACACCUGCUCGGAAGCACCACGUGUGGAGCAGGAUCCUACAGGCUGUGAAUGCGCUGGGCUACUGCCGCCGUGACCUGGGUGACCUCAAGCACAAAUGGAGGGACCUACGAGGGGCCGUGCGCAAGAAACUGGCAGAGAGUCCGGCUCCUGGAUUCGUCCUCACACCUGUGGAACGCAUGGUGGCUGAGACCUUCUCGACCCCAGCCUCCCAGGGCAAGAGCCAGGCAACAACCGACGAGGAAGACGAGGAUGAAACUGCCAGCUGCCUGUGGCGACCCCUGAGGACCCCCCCGGAAGGGCCCAGUCCACCUGAACCUGACCCCCUGGACUUCCGAGGAGCUCUCCGUGCAUCCACCUCCUCACCCUCCCUGCCUGCCUCCCUGGCAUCUGUGCCCCCAGGGACCGCGGGCAUGGGUUCCUUUGGGCCCUCCCCACCUUCCUCAGCACCAGCAUCCACGCUGCCCCUGCCCUCCGGGAGGACCCUGUCCACAGCAUCUGAGGCUUCCAUGUUUGAGCAGCAGCUGCUGGACUCCCACCUGCGGCAGGGUGCCCUGCUGGCCUCCUGGUCGCAGCAGCAGGGUGCGCUGAUGGCCCAGCAGAACCUGCUGCUGCAGCGGCUGGCGGAGCAGAGCCAGCGGCUGGCUGAUGGUGUCGAGGCCCUCAGCCGGACCCUGGAGCGGCUGGUGGCAGUGCGCCCAGCCCAGGAGGGCUCACCCUCCAUCCUAGAAGGUACCCCUGCUGGUGGAGGGGCCUGUGGACCCACCAGAGGCCCCCAGGACAGUCCCCAGGGUGCCCACCCAGGCCCAGAGGUCUUCUCAGGGAUGAUCCUAAAGGUGGAGGAAGAGCUGUAGGACUGGCCCAGGGACCCCUUUGGCACCAGGCCAGGGAGAGGACAAGGACUGCAGGAAGCCUGGAGAAGGUGUGGGGCAUCUCCCCACGUGCCUUUCCGUCCCUGGCCUUGGGUGGGUGUGGCAACCUGCCAGUCUGGCCUCAGCACCAACCUGCUGGGCCAGGCCGGGGCUACUCAGGACAGUGGCAGUGAGUCUGACCUCCCACUGCCAGCUCCCACUUGAGCCCACUGGGCCAGUGGCUGCAAUUGGCUGCAGGUCACCUCUGCAGGCCUGCACCAGUGGGAGGUGGGGAAAAGACGCUCAGCCCGGGGCUUCGGAGCCCUGGGGAGUGGGGACUUGGCAGCUGCACGGGCUCAGAGGGCCCGGGCUCGACUCCUUGGUUCUGGUUCAGGGGAGCCAUGUCCAUGAGCCUGGAGUUAUUUCUCUUCAGUUUUAUAUCAAUGUCAUAAAUACAUAAAUAAAAAUACGCAGACAUGAAUGCUAAUUGGUA
This is a messenger RNA of Ictidomys tridecemlineatus (thirteen-lined ground squirrel), 3091 nucleotides long. The record is from RefSeq and is a predicted model, not a curated record. NCBI's taxonomy places the organism in Eukaryota, Metazoa, Chordata, Mammalia, Rodentia, Sciuridae.